UUCAGUUUUUGUUUUGAUUGUGUUUUGCACGUGUUUUGCCAAAUCUCUGCUGAAAAACUUUAAUUUCUUCACAAUGUCCGACAAAUAUGCCGUACCCAAUAAAUUGCCUGGCAAAACAAUAUCAGUGCUGCGGCACCGCAAGCGACGCAUUCAACAGGAUAAAUCCGUGCUCGAACAGAAGCGCACGGAUCGCAUUAAACGGGUGAAGAAAGCGCGCACACAUCACAAAUUCAAGCGCGCCGAAUCCUUUGUGAUGGGCUACCUGAAAGCCGAACGCACUUCGAAACGCAUCCGUCAAACAAUUCUACGCACAAAUAUCACCGAACAGAGCGCCAAAGCAGCGGACGAAACGAAUCCCCGACUGUUAUUUGUCAUGCGUCAUGCGGGCAAGAAGAUCUUUGACAAGACCACAUCGGAAAUAUUCAAGACACUGCACAUGGGGCAACGUCACAACGCAGUCUUCAUUGAGAACAGUAAAGAGAAUCAGUUGCUAUUGCGUGUCAUCGAGCCAUUUGUGGUUUAUGGUGUUCCAACGUUGAGCACAAUUCGAGAACUGCUCUUUAAGAAAGGUUUCGCACGCAUCGAGGGCAAAAAGACGGCCAUACAAUCGAACACAAUGGUCGAGGAGCAGCUGGGCGAGAAGGGUAUCAUCUGUUUGGAGGAUAUCAUACAUGAGAUCUACACAGUGGGACCUAAUUUCGCUGCCGUCACUGAAUUUCUGUGCGCAUUUUCGCUAUCAAGUCCACGCGAUGGCUGGCAGAAGAAGGUCUCCGUUCCUUUCAAGCGUGGCGGCGAAUACGGCGAUCGUGGCAUUGCCAUCAACGAUCUAGUUGCGCGCUGCCUCUAAAACAAUAACUUGAUAACCUAGUAGACUUUUAAGUACAAACACAAAAACACACUUCAAAUCUUAAACAAAAACCAACAAUUAGUUAAAUAUAAGUUUAAAUACACCUGAGCGAUU
Messenger RNA from Drosophila grimshawi, 961 nucleotides. It is a transcript of the gene RpL7-like, whose product is annotated as 60S ribosomal protein L7-A. The record is from RefSeq and is a predicted model, not a curated record. NCBI's taxonomy places the organism in Eukaryota, Metazoa, Arthropoda, Insecta, Diptera, Drosophilidae. Gene Ontology annotation, cellular component: cytosolic large ribosomal subunit. Bases 74 to 847 code for a protein of 257 amino acids. Gene Ontology annotation, biological process: maturation of LSU-rRNA from tricistronic rRNA transcript (SSU-rRNA, 5.8S rRNA, LSU-rRNA). Gene Ontology annotation, molecular function: structural constituent of ribosome; RNA binding. The transcript has 3 exons.